Molecule: messenger RNA, 1735 nt
Organism: Pyrus x bretschneideri (Chinese white pear)
Lineage: Eukaryota; Viridiplantae; Streptophyta; Magnoliopsida; Rosales; Rosaceae
Product: phospholipase A1-Igamma2, chloroplastic
Exons: 2
Coding region: 16-1554 (512 amino acids)
Biological process (GO): lipid metabolic process
Molecular function (GO): glycerophospholipase activity
Source: RefSeq, a predicted model, not a curated record
UGAUCAUUGUCUCUAAUGGCGGCCAUUUCUUUAUCCAGUACAGUUCUUCCCUUCCCGAAACUCAACUUAUCAGCCCACAAAGCACACCCCUUUGGAACCUCAAACCCAUCAAAACUCACCCUUUCCACCUCCACCGUCGCCCCCAGAGUCCUCCACUCAAAAGACACCGACUCCUUCACCUCCAUCAUCACCGACCUCGGAAAAGAAAGAGCCCAGAACAAAAAUGAACGGCAGACCGACACCAACAGUACCACUCACGAAAACGAGCGUCGUUUAUCCGAUACUUGGCGGGAACUCCACGGCCAAGACGACUGGGUCGGGUUACUCGAUCCGAUGGACCCGCUCCUCCGAUCGGAGCUCAUCCGCUACGGCGAGAUGGCCCAGGCCUGCUAUGACGCCUUCGACUUCGACCCCUUCUCCAAGUACUGCGGCAGCUGCCGCUUCACGCGCCGCGACUUCUUCGAGUCCCUCGGCAUGGCUCACCAUGGCUACCACGUCUCGCGCUACAUCUACGCCACGUCCAACAUCAACCUCCCCAACUUCUUCAAGAAGUCACGCUGGCCGAAAGUCUGGAGCAAAAACGCCAACUGGAUCGGAUACGUGGCCGUUUCAGACGACGAGACGACAGCCCGCUUGGGCCGCCGCGAUAUCAGCAUCGCGUGGCGGGGCACCGUCACCCGCCUCGAGUGGAUCGUGGACUUAAUGGACUUUCUAAAGCCAGUUUCCUCGAACCGGAUACCUUGCCCGGAUCCCACCUUGAAAGUCGAAUCCGGGUUUCUGGAUCUUUACACCGAUAAAGACGAGACGUGCCGAUUCUGUCAAUACUCGGCGAGGGAGCAGAUUUUAACGGAGAUGAAGCGGUUGGUGGAAAAAUACUCGGACGAGGAAUUGAGCAUCACGAUUACCGGGCACAGCCUUGGGAGCGCGUUGGCAAUUUUGAGCGCGUACGAUAUAACGGAAACGGGUUUGAACGUUACGUCAGACGGGCGUGGGGUGCCCGUAUCCGUAUUGUCGUUUGCGGGUCCUCGGGUCGGGAACGUCCGGUUUAAGGAGCGGCUCGAGUCGCUGGGGGUUAAGGUGUUGAGAGUGGUGAACGUUCACGAUGUGGUCCCUAAGUCGCCCGGUCUGUUCUUUAACGAACACGUGGCGCCGAGGCUUAUGAAGUUGGCCGAGGGCUUGCCGUGGAGCUACACACAUGUCGGGGUGCAACUUGAGUUGGAUCACAAACACUCGCCAUUUUUGAAGCCGACUAAUGACCCAGUUGGCGCGCAUAAUUUGGAGGCUCACUUGCAUUUGCUCGAUGGGUACCAUGGGAAAGGGCACAGAUUUGUGCUUGCCAGUGGAAGAGACCCAGCAUUAGUGAACAAAGCCUGUGAUUUUCUGAAAGAUCAUUACUUGGUUCCACCUUACUGGAGGCAGGACGAGAACAAGGGCAUGGUGAGGAGCAAGGACGGCCGUUGGAUCCAGCCUGAACGCCCGAAACUCGACGACGAUCAUCACCCCGAAGACAUACACCACCAUCUCAAGCAGUUAGGCCUUGCUUCUGACCAUUAAUUAGCAAUUAGCAAUCCGAUCUUCUUCAUCUGUUUAGUGGGGUUUAUAUGAAGAUUGUUAAUGUUUGGUUUUUAGCGAAAAAAUGUAAUAAAACGUAGAGUGCUGUUACGGUGCACGAAAUUUCAAUACACAUACCAUUUCGUCAAUAAUAAUCUCAAAAGAAAAGAGAACCAUUGCUGUA